Molecule: messenger RNA, 1317 nt
Organism: Cylindrotheca closterium
Lineage: Eukaryota; Bacillariophyta; Bacillariophyceae; Bacillariales; Bacillariaceae
Source: the annotation of a GenBank genome assembly
AUGAUGCAGAGAAAGCUAUCAAUAUGUUUGAUCUUCCUUGGCAUGUUCCUGGGUGAUCAGUGCAAUGGAUUCGUCAUUCCAACAUCACGAUUUGCGAGCCACACAACCAGAAAUGGUGCGGCUGGUGGUGGGGAGGUGCUGGCAUCUUCUUCAUCAUCAUCAUCAUCCUUUACCGCAUUGUCGGCUGCCGCAACCGUUAGUGCCACGACGGAAAAGAUUCCCAAUCAAAUUCUCAAAUUUCAAGAACCCACGACCAAUGUGACGGUCAUCUUGGUGGGAGCCAUGCACUACAAUCCAUCCAGCAUUCAGUUGGCCGAAGACACCAUCGAACGCCUUGCAAGCAAUCAACAAUUGGCCUCGGUCAUUGUGGAAUCCUGUGACAUUCGAUGGAACAAGACUCUUGCUCUAUAUGAAAAACAACCUUGGCUCAAACAGAUCCUCAAGAAUGAAAUGGUUGCCUCCAGCGAUUUGGCUCGACAGUAUAAGAGGCCAGUGAUUUUGGGAGACCAACGCAUCAACAUUACUACCGACUCGAUCAAGGAGUGCUUUCAAGAAACCGUCAUGGAUUUGAAGUCACCGCCUUCCGGUUGGAAACGAUUUGCUUUGGAUGUAGGACAAGCCGUCGAUGAAACACGUCCGUUUGGCGGGGAAGGCUACCUGAGUGCCUUUGCCUUUUUCGAUCCCCAACUCAUUCUAGCAUUUCCUGUCAGUCUGGUCAAGUAUCCACUUUCCUUUUUGGUCCGAGAUCCAGUACCAACCUCCAUUCUGUUUUUGGGAUUCUUUGGAUUGAAUUACUUGGAAGCGAGUGGUGUAGUGGGUGGUGGUGGUGGUGGUGGACUGAGCACCAGCACUGACUUUGCCUUGGAGGCCAUUCAAAACAAUGAAGUUCCCAUCACGGAUUGGAUAGUGUCCGUGAGCAUUGCCAUUUUGGAAAUAGUCUUUUUUGCUCGAGCUUUUCUAAAGCCACUGUUGGCGGAACGAAAUCAAGUACUGGCCAGGAGUAUUUUGGAUCAAUGCCAACUUUUGGCAGGUGCUCGGACUAGUGGUAGUACUUCUGCAGCAAAGAACAAGACUCCAUCCAACUCAUGGAGCCUGCCUUGGCCCUUUGCGGGUGACGCAUCGCCACAGUCCAAUAAAAAGGCUGUACUUGUGGAAGAUAGUAGUACUAGUAAUAGUGAGAUUGUGUAUGCGUCGGGCAGUUCGGCAGACGUUACGACUGAUGGUGGUGGUGCUGCUGAUCAGACGGUGGUUGCCAUAUUGGGAAUGGCACAUUGCAACGGCAUCAAGAAAUUGCUGCAAGACGAACUAGUAAUAUAA